ACAGGGGCCUACUGGGUGGUCAAUGAGUGUGGCUACUGACAGAUUGUGUGUUGCUUCCCCAGCAUCUCUGAAUGUAGGAAGUCCAGUUGAACAGCCAUGGAAUGGGACAAUGACACAGGCCAGGCCCUGGGCUUGCCGCCCACCACCUGCGUCUACCAAGAGAACUUCAAGCGGUUACUGCUGCCGCCCGUGUACUCGGUGGUGCUGGCAGCCGGCCUGCCACUGAACGCCUGCGUCAUUGCCCAGAUUUGCACAUCCCGCCGGGCCCUGACCCGCACGGCCGUGUACACCCUGAACUUGGCCCUGGCGGACCUGCUGUAUGCCUGCUCCCUGCCCCUGCUCAUCUACAACUAUGCCCAAGGUGACCACUGGCCCUUCGGAGACCUCGCCUGCCGCCUGGUCCGCUUCCUCUUCUACGCCAACCUACACGGCAGCAUCCUCUUUCUUACCUGCAUCAGCUUCCAGCGUUACCUAGGCAUCUGCCACCCUCUGGCCCCCUGGCACAAGCGUGGGGGCCGCCGGGCUGCCUGGCUAGUGUGUGGGGCUGUAUGGCUGGCCGUGACGACCCAGUGCCUGCCCACAGCCCUCUUUGCUGCCACAGGCAUCCAGCGUAACCGCACGGUCUGCUAUGACCUGAGCCCACCUGCCCUGGCCACCCACUACAUGCCCUAUGGCAUGGCCCUGACAGUCAUCGGCUUCGUGCUGCCCUUUGUUGCCCUGCUGGCCUGCUACUGCUGCCUGGCCCGUCGUCUGUGCCGCCAGGACGGCCCAGCAGGGCCUGUGGCCCGGGAGCGGCGCAGCAAGGCAGCCCGCAUGGCUGUGGUGGUGGCAGCUGCCUUUGCCAUCAGCUUCCUGCCUUUCCACAUCACCAAGACAGCCUACCUGGCGGUGCGCUCUACGCCUGGCCUCCCCUGCCCUGUGCUGGAGGCCUUCGCGGCCGCCUACAAGGGCACACGGCCCUUCGCCAGUGCCAACAGUGUGCUGGACCCCAUCCUCUUCUACUUUACCCUGAAGAAGUUCCGCCGGCGGCCACAUGAGCUGCUACAGAAACUCACAGCCAAGUGGCAGCGACAGGGUCGCUGAGUCCACUGGGGCAGGACACGUGGAGUCUGGGCAACCAUUGUGUUUGCCACUGUGGCUGGGGCAUCAAAAGCUCCACCAGCCCCAAACCAUGCAGAGAAUUAGAGCUUAGCUCAGCUGGGCAUAGAGUGAGAACCCCCCCGACCCCAAAACUUCACCAGCAACUAUUUAUUAAGCCCUUUUUCUGAACCAGGCCCUGUGGGUACAGAGAGAGACAAGCCUGGGCCUGGUUCUCCAGAAGGUCUCAAGAAGCCGUGGAGAGUUGGGGAGAGAGUUAAGCUGCUCACAAAAAUAUAGUACGGCAUGUACUGUAACUGAGGAGUAUGCUGCAUACUUUGGAGUCACCAAUAAAGGGAGUGAGAGAAGAUGGGAGGGGUAAGUGAGAGCUUCUGGGAAGGGCCAUUUGAGCUGGGUUUUGAGGGAUGAAUAUGAGAUCUCUGGGGGAUGUGCUGUGUUCCAUUCAUUCAUUUGGUCCUCUCUGCUCCUUGUCCUCAUCUCCACACACUCCCGCCCCACCCCCUCUCACUACUCCUCCAUUCCUUAUUCCCUCCUCCCAGAUCUCAGUUUUCCUCCUGUGGAACAAUGUGGCCAGCCCAUGGCUGCUAGUAUGCCACACAGACCCAGUACUGGCAGAGCCAGCCAUGGCAAAGGGAGCCUUCCACCUUAGAAGGUUAGAGCGGAGAGAGGAAAGGGCAGAGGGACAAGGCAGGGAGGGGAAGGACUGUACAACUUCUUCAGCAUUUUUCUUUUAGCCCUGCCUAAUCUCCAAGGCUCUUCAGCCAAGGAGGGCUCUGCAGGAGUUAAACUCCACAGUAAUGUCUGAGGUGUGCUUGCAGCUGGAAGAGGAAGGGGGAAAACCAGGCCCCAGCCCAUCUUGGGAAUCCAUUGAAAGUGUCCUUGCUGGAGAGGCUGACAAUUUGGACAGAAGGCAGUUUGAUUCUUUGGGUCACAGCAAGGUAGAUGUGUGGGGACAUCAGAAGACAGACUAGUUCUUAGUUCCCAUAUAGUGCAAUGCUGUGCCAAGCAGUCCAGGUGUUACCCAUCUUGCAUCUGAGACCAGGCUCUUCAGCUGCCUGUCACGGGGGAGUAAGAGAUGGGGGAGCAGAAGGCA
This is a messenger RNA of Lagenorhynchus albirostris (white-beaked dolphin), 2191 nucleotides long. It is a transcript of the gene P2RY6, whose product is annotated as pyrimidinergic receptor P2Y6. NCBI's taxonomy places the organism in Eukaryota, Metazoa, Chordata, Mammalia, Artiodactyla, Delphinidae. Gene Ontology annotation, molecular function: G protein-coupled UTP receptor activity; G protein-coupled UDP receptor activity; G protein-coupled ADP receptor activity. The record is from RefSeq and is a predicted model, not a curated record. Gene Ontology annotation, cellular component: plasma membrane. The transcript has a single exon. Bases 97 to 1083 code for a protein of 328 amino acids. Gene Ontology annotation, biological process: G protein-coupled receptor signaling pathway; cellular response to pyrimidine ribonucleotide.